Molecule: messenger RNA, 1698 nt
Organism: Moesziomyces aphidis
Lineage: Eukaryota; Fungi; Basidiomycota; Ustilaginomycetes; Ustilaginales; Ustilaginaceae
Source: the annotation of a GenBank genome assembly
AUGUCGAGCGUCAACGAGAAGCUCGCGCGCGCGCGCGAGCAGGAUCUGCGCCGUGCCCGCAACCUCCAAGCCAAGCUGCGUCGCACUUGUGACGGCACCGAUCCGGAUGCAGCCGCAGAACCCGAUGUUCCAGUACAAACCGUUGCUUCCAGUGCAGCAUCAUCCUCGUCCAGGGCCGGACUCAUGUAUAUCUCCUCCACAGAACAGGCGCAGCGCGAAAGGGAUCAACGCUCCCGGGAGACGCAACUCCAACGCCAGGUCGCAGGUCCCAUCCCGCCCGAGUCGUGGCGCGGGGACUUCGAUCGACUCACGAUCAAUCGCGGCCUCUUUAUCCCAGGCUCAAAGGACAUUUCCACAACAGCCUCGGCCAGCACCCUCGGAGCCUUCCCGACCAAAGCGCAGCGCAAAGCCAUCUGCACCGUGCUCCGCUCGGUGUACGACAAAUCGAGCCCCAAGCCAACAGCCACAUGCGUCUCGGACCUGUUUGAAAUGACGCUUUGUGUCAUUGCAGAUGCGAUCAAUCGGCCGGAUUCCAGCCACGCGCACGGCAAAGGCAAGCAGCGCCAAGCACGCCCCGAGAUGGAUACCGAGCACGUGCGCGAGGUGCUGUCGUACUUGCCCCGGCGCAUGCAUCAGCGCAUGCUCGCGCUAUACGGUAGAGUUGCCGCCACCGAGUGCCCGCUCGCGGACUGGACAGCGCAGGCGCUGACCAACCAGAUGCAGGUCGAGGAUCACCCGGCCGAGGGUGACUGGGACGAAGAUGGCCAUUCACCGCCCAUCGACUUUUCUGCCGCACUCGCACCCGACCUCGACGGCAGCUUCACUGCGCUCGAUCUGUCGUUCUCGAGCAUCUCGACUCGAACGCUGAGCCGGCUGCUCUCGCUGGGCGGCGGCCAGGCAGGCGUGUCUCUGCGCAUGCUCAGCCUGGCCGGUUGGAACAGCCACAGCCACAGCCACUUGGCACCUGUGCCGCUCGACUCGCCAGGGCUGCUGUCAAUCCUGUCGCAGCUGCCCAACCUCGAGGUGCUGAGUGUAGCGGGCAGCCGCUUCUUCGGCCAUGCGCCCGAGAGGACGGGUAGGGUGGACACGCAGCGCACCGCCAUGUUUCUGCGCAGGCUCAGCCGCAGCCUGACCAAGCUGCGCGUGCUCGAUCUCAGCUUUUGCGCUUGGGUGUGCGCGGAUGAGGUGCAGGGCGUGUCGUGGGCGACCCCCGAUGCCGUCGCCUGGCCGCGCCUCGAACAUCUGUUGCUCGUGGGAUGCGAGUCGUUCGUCGAAUCGCUCGACGACAUUGCCGACGCCACCAUGCCACGGAGGCCCUCCGAGAGCUACGUUGGCGCCUGGCAUGCAACACACUCGCAGAGAGACCUGCGCGAGACUUCAGCCCCACGAGCAUCAGCUGCUCAUGCCGAUUCGUUCGACGCCGCUCCCACGCGGCCAUGGAUCCCGCCGCGAUUGGCCUCUUUUAGCCAGCUCAUCACCCACACGGUCAAGCCUAACAUUGCGACAUAUAUCGUACCGCCGCCAGCUGCAGCGCGCCAGCAGGGCGCCAUGGGCGAGGUGGUGCUGUGCGUAUUUUGUCCGCACUCGGACGAGCGCAUCGAGAUGUGGCAGUGGCAACGCGCGCGUGUCCUCGACGCCGUGCAUGGUCGAACCUCCUCCAAUGCCCGCCAUCGAAACUGGGUCGACGUGUGGUUCUAG